AUGAGGGCGAGCCAUGAUUUGGAAACGGACUUGAAUCUGAGGAGGGAUUUGACGGGGAGGCGCAGGAGGAUUUCCAUGGUGAUUUCCGGCGGGAGGUCGAGGGAUUUGAUUCGGUGCGUGGAUCUGGGCUUCUUGGGAUGGAUUAGGGUUUGGUAUUUGGCGGAAUUUUUUGAGCUUCCAUUGAUGAGAGAUGUUGUUGGUUGGAGGUGGAGUGGAGAAGAAGAUGAAGUUGGAAUAAGACAGAACCAACACAAAAGCCAGGGAGAAAUAAUUGAAAGAAAACCGAAACGAACAGGAGACAGCCUAAUGUCACGUGCUUGUUCCCGGAUCCUGACACUAAGGAAAGUAAGAAACAGGAUGAGGUCACAAGAACUAGUCAAGUACGAGUAG
Messenger RNA from Striga asiatica, 390 nucleotides. The record is from the annotation of a GenBank genome assembly. NCBI's taxonomy places the organism in Eukaryota, Viridiplantae, Streptophyta, Magnoliopsida, Lamiales, Orobanchaceae.